Messenger RNA from Lycium barbarum (goji berry), 1517 nucleotides. RefSeq lists its product as uncharacterized. NCBI's taxonomy places the organism in Eukaryota, Viridiplantae, Streptophyta, Magnoliopsida, Solanales, Solanaceae. The record is from RefSeq and is a predicted model, not a curated record. The coding region runs from base 427 to 1026 and encodes 199 amino acids. The transcript has 2 exons.
UAUCGGCCUACUUUUGUAAUUUCUGUUUUAAAAAAAAAAAAAAAAAAAAAAAAAUCCGUAUGAUUCGAAAUUCGGUCGGGUAGGUACGUAUGGGUACCCAGUUAGGGUACCAGUCGCGGCCCACGGGGUUGGGUCGUGACAAAAGUGGUAUCAGAGCGGUUAGUCCUCGGUAUGUCUACAGGCCGUGUCUAGUAGAGUCUUGGUUAUCGAUGUGUUGUGCACCACAUCUAUAAACAGGAAGCUACAGGGCAUUUAGGAUGUUACCCUUCUUUGAAUUCUUAGAUCGUGCGUUAAAGCUGUAUGGUUAGGAUGAUUCUCCCUUACGAAUUGCUGUAUCUACAGCGGGGCUCCAAAGGAGCAGAAGUGUCGGUAUUCGGGAAAAUGUUUCUGACCCUCUCCUUGCAGGUAGUUGUAGGUUGGUGACGAAUGAAGAGGACGGCUUCCGACGAUGAGGAUGGGGGUGCCAAGAAGGCCCCCAGGUUGUCACCGGGGCCGAGUAGGCAGGGCCCCAGUUACUCGAUCGAGACGGAUCCUUCGGAGGAUUCCCCGGAGGAUAGCUACGAUACGGAUCCGUCGGAGGACCCAUCUACGACUCCUCCAGAGUCCCCGAACCCUGGAGCAGAGGAUCCCGUGGAGGAUGGCUACGAUACAGAUAUCUCGGAGGAUUUGGCGAUGACCCCUCCGGAGCUUCUUACCUCUGAGGAGGAGGAUAGUCAUGAGGCAGGCCCGUCGGAGCAUUCUUCUGGGAUGACGCAGGAGGAGAUUUUCAAGUAUGCACCAGCUCUUAUUAUUAGGGAGAACCUUGAUAGCCCGGCCACCUCGGAGAGUGCUAUGGAUUUCUCCUGUUCUUGGCCUGGGUCACCAGUGGGCCAGGAUUUGUUUGAUCGUCCAUACCCCUCCGAUUCAGAUGCGGGUGAUAAUGGAAACCGGGUAGGUAGGGAGCAGACAGGCGUGGAUGAUAGUGGGCAUACCUCUCACGGCAGCUCCCCAGGUACAGACGCGCCAGGUGACACGCCGCCAGCGUAGGUUCUGACUCUGCCAUUCGAAGAGCUCCUUUGACUCGGAGCAUAUCUUUUGGUAUAUAUUUUCUGUCUUCUGUGUACUCCGUAUGUAUGUAUAUUCUGGGUACGGCGGGGCCCUGUCCCGUCAUAUGAUUCUGUAUGUCUGUAGAGGCCUGUAGAUGGAUAUGUGGGUUACGGGUUUCGUCUGUAUGUUAGCCUUAUCGGCUUAUCUGUAAAUGUCUGUAUGUUCAGGUAUAUGUAUAUAUAUAUGUAAGUUACGCGCGUGCCGUAAUUGUAUCGGCCUACUUUUGUAAUUUCUGUUUUAAAAAAAAAAAAAAAAAAAAAAAAAAAUCCGUAUGAUUCGAAAUUCGGUCGGGUAGGUACGUAUGGGUACCCAGUUAGGGUACCAGUCGCGGCCCACGGGGUUGGGUCGUGACAUGCCCUUUUGGGCUGCUGUAGCCUUUUUCUUUUUAGGCAUCUCUGAAAUACACAACACACAAUUUAGGAACAAGAAUU